Messenger RNA from Eriocheir sinensis (Chinese mitten crab), 815 nucleotides. RefSeq lists its product as uncharacterized. The record is from RefSeq and is a predicted model, not a curated record. The coding region runs from base 195 to 815 and encodes 206 amino acids. The transcript is spliced from 3 exons. NCBI's taxonomy places the organism in Eukaryota, Metazoa, Arthropoda, Malacostraca, Decapoda, Varunidae.
UGUUUAUUUUUACAUUUGUUGUACUUGACAUGAGACCGAAUGUGCAUCAGGCACCUGCCCACCUUGCUGGCGGCGGCGGGAGUCAACCAAGACACUCACCUGUGCCUUCCUGAGGAAGACGGGCCAGCUACAACGUCUGUGAGCACCUCACAGGACUUCACCAGGGUGAAUAAGCUGGACUUCGGAAUUCGAAAAUGGAACCUCCUCAUCCUCAGUGCCUUAUUCAUUGCAAAAACGAUGACACUUGUGGUGAAUUGAAACAGUUGAGUGAUGUAAGAUGGGAAACAGUGUUGAAAGUGUGUGAAGAGUGGUGUGGAACUGGUACAGAGGAGGAAGUGAUUGCUCUUCGACUGUUGACCCACUCUUCUAAGCCUGCCUCCUCCUACUUUCACGACAAGUGUUUCAAUAGGUUUGUGAAUAAAAGGAGAUUAGUUCAGGCUAAAAACAAGGUGAAAGAAGGUGAAGAGUCCAAUUCAGCAUCGUCACACCGAGAGCAUCGUCAACAAAUUGCUGCCUCCUAUUCUGGUUGUGACAGAAGAACCUCUGGCAUUUUACCUCCACAAUGCAUUGUCUGCAAGAAGCUCAAGUGGAAGACGUCGAAAUCUACUUGCCUACGAACAAAGGAGAAACUAACGCAGGGUGGCCCGAAUGCUGAAAAGUUCUACGAGGCAGCAGCAAAGUUACAAAGGCAUGACAUACUGCAGAAAAUCCAGUACAAGAAGGACUUACUGGCAGUGGAAGCCAAUCUGGAGAGUUCAGUGUUCAGCGGCAAUCCUCAUAUGGCUUUUCCAAAGUGGCAUGUGAUCAGGCCAUAG